This is a messenger RNA of Pleuronectes platessa (European plaice), 2349 nucleotides long. RefSeq names its product oviduct-specific glycoprotein. Gene Ontology annotation, cellular component: extracellular region. The annotation marks the transcript as partial. NCBI's taxonomy places the organism in Eukaryota, Metazoa, Chordata, Actinopteri, Pleuronectiformes, Pleuronectidae. The transcript is spliced from 10 exons. Gene Ontology annotation, biological process: carbohydrate metabolic process; chitin catabolic process. Gene Ontology annotation, molecular function: chitin binding; chitinase activity. The record is from RefSeq and is a predicted model, not a curated record.
AUGUUCAACAUAGUUCUGACAGCAGGUCUCUGCCUGGUCAUCGCCAGCUUGGGCUCUUCCGAAAGGCUGGUGUGUUACUUUAACAGCUUGGCCGAAGAUAGAGCAGACGCCGGGAAGUUCACGAUUGAGGAUAUCGAUCCGAACAAAUGUACCCAUCUGAUCUACGCCUUCUCUGACAUCAAUGAUUUCAAUGAACUGGUACCGACUAGAAGAGCAGACAUAUUCCGCUAUCAGUUGUUUAAUGGGCUUAAAAACAGAUUCACUACGAUGGUGUCAACCACACAAAAGAGAACAACAUUCAUCCAGUCUGCUGUCGCACUACUGAGAAUAUUUCAGUUUGAUGGGUUAAACCUGGACUGGAUGUACCCUGUGGGAGCAGGAGGUGACCCAGACAACAAGCGGAAAUUUACACUGCUAUGCAAGGAGCUCAAUGCUGCCUUUGAGACUGAAGGGAAGAAACACAACCGUGACCGAUUGAUCCUCACAGCAAGUGUCUCUGCUGAGAGAGAGGUUAUUGAUGCCAGUUAUGAAGUCAAAAACAUUACCAAGGACCUGGACUUCCUCAAUGUGCUGACGUAUGACUUUCACGGCCCCUGGGAAAAUUUCACAGGACAUCAUAGUCCCUUAUUCGGGGGAUCCCACGAUACUGGAGACAAAAUCUACUAUAAUACUGACUCUGCCAUGAAGUACUGGCUGGACAAAGGAGCACCUGCACAAUUGCUAAAUUUGGGACUAGCUGCAUAUGGGCGAGCUUUUUCCCUCUCCUCUGCAUCCAGUGAUGUUGGAGCUCCAGUCAGCGGCACUGGUGAAGAAGGCUGCUACACUAGUGAAGAAGGAUUCUGGGCCUAUUAUGAGACUUGCCUUUAUACUGAAGGGGCUACAGUCCAACGGAUUGCUGAUCAGAAAGUUCCAUAUGCCAUCACAGAAAACCAGUGGGUUGGAUUUGAUGACACACGCAGCAUUAGUACAAAGGUCAGUUACUUAAAAGCAAACCAAUUUGGAGGAGCCUUUGUUUGGUCAUUGGAUCUGGAUGACUUCAGUGGAAAGUUCUGUAACCAGAGCAAAAGUCCCUUCAUCAGCCACCUGAAUUAUCUACUGGUUCAAAGUUCUUCAACUUCCAGUACUUCAACGACCAUAACCCCAACUACCACUACAACUUUUCCAAAGACCCCAACUACUACGACCACAACUCCAAGUACUACAACAGCAACUCCAACUACUACAACCACUCCAACAACUUUUCCAACUACCACAACUCCAACUCCAACAACCACAGCAACUAUGCCGACGAGUACAACAACUACUCUGAUGACCACAAAUACAACUCCAACAACCACAUCAACCACUCCAAGUUCAACGACUCCAAGUACCACAACUCCAACGACAACAAUCGCAAAUACCACAACCAAAACUCAAACUACCACAUCCCCUACUACCACAACUACUCCACCUACCACGACCACAACUCCAAUGACCACAAUCGCAACUAUGACAACCACAACUCAAACUACCACAACCCCAACUACAACUACUACCAUAACUAUUCCAAGUACCACAACACCAACUCCAAUGACCAGAACUCAAACUACCACAUCAACUACUCCAACUACCACAACAACUCCAACAACCGCAAUCGCAACUACCACGACCAAAACUCCAACUAGCACAACAACUAUUCAAUCUAAAACAACAACUCCAACUACCAUGACCACAACUCCAAGCACCACAAUAGAAACUACCACGACUACAAAAACUACUCCAACUACAAGAACUACUCCAACUACCACAACCCCAACUCAAAUUACAAAAACAAGUAAUCCAACUAAGAUGGCCACAGCUCCAAUGAUCACAACCACAAUCCCCACUACCACAACCCCAACUACCACUACCAAAACAACUACUCAAUCUAAAACAACAACUCCAACUACCAUGACCACAACUCCAAGCACCACAAUAGAAACUACCACGACUACAAGAACUACUCCAACUACAAGAACUACUCCAACUACCACAACCCCAACUCAAAUUACAAAAACAAGUAAUCCAACUAAGAUGGCCACAGCUCCAAUGAUCACAACCACAAUCCCCACUACCACAACCCCAACUACCACUACCACAACAACUCCAACUAUCACAACAACCACUCCAACUACCACUAGCACAACUCCGACUACCACAACAACUACUCCAACUCCUCCAACUACCACUACCACAACCCCAACUACCACAACAACAACUCCAACUAUCACAACAACCACUCCAACUACCACUACCACAACUCCGACUACCACACCAACAACUCCAGCUACCACAACAUCUACUCCAACUUCCACUACAACAACUCCAACU